UCAUUAACUGGUCAUAGCCAUAGAAACUAUAUACGCAGUGGAGGGACUUUUUCUUUGUUUGAUCCGGGAAACCCAAGUUUACUUUGAGCAAAGAAAAAUGCACGAUUUCUGCUUCACGAUCCCUUACGGGCUAAUUCUGGUGGUAGGAGGACUGGUCGGGUAUGUCAAGAAGGGGAGCAUGGCAUCGUUGGGUGGAGGAGUGGGCACUGGGUUGCUCCUCGUCUUAGCUGGAUAUUUGAGUCUCAAGGCUUUUGGGAGGCGAAAGAACUCCUAUCUUGCUUUUGCAAUCGAAACUGUUUGUGCAGCAGCACUGACAUUCGUCAUGGGACAGCGUUAUGCGCAAACCUCCAAGAUUAUGCCUGCUGGUAUUAUUACUGGGAUAAGUGCUCUCAUGACUGCGUUCUAUGUGUACAAAAUUGCAACUGGUGGCAACCACAUUCCAGCCAAGGCUGAGUGAUGGCAUUGAGGGUUUGUAUACCACUAAUUUGGACAUACGUAUUGAGAUAUGGAAACUCUGAUGUUUGUAUUGGGAGCUUUUAAUUCCUUGGACAAAUUUGUACCAGCACGUUAUGCGUUACUAGUUUCUGUAUGAAACAAUACAUUCCUUGCCAUUGAGAGUAAAAGAAAUUAGAAACCUGGUUCUCACCUU
This is a messenger RNA of Hevea brasiliensis (rubber tree), 649 nucleotides long. RefSeq names its product protein FATTY ACID EXPORT 5. The record is from RefSeq and is a predicted model, not a curated record. Lineage: Eukaryota; Viridiplantae; Streptophyta; Magnoliopsida; Malpighiales; Euphorbiaceae. Gene Ontology annotation, cellular component: membrane. Bases 98 to 457 code for a protein of 119 amino acids. The transcript is spliced from 3 exons.